This is a messenger RNA of Helicoverpa armigera (cotton bollworm), 1757 nucleotides long. RefSeq lists its product as uncharacterized. The record is from RefSeq and is a predicted model, not a curated record. NCBI's taxonomy places the organism in Eukaryota, Metazoa, Arthropoda, Insecta, Lepidoptera, Noctuidae. The transcript has 2 exons. The coding region runs from base 75 to 1757 and encodes 560 amino acids.
AAUUUAAAGUUAUCAGUUUCACAGCGAAGGUAUAUAAGCUUGUUAGUAAGAAGUCAGCAUUUCAUUUAACCAAUAUGGGUUUGUGUCGAACAAUAGUGUUGGUGACCUUUAUAGGACUACUACAAUGCGCUUUAUAUGAAGCUCAAAGAUGCAACUGCAACAUACCGACUACUGUGCAAUUUAGAAUACCGAAUUUGGACAAUUAUCAAAAUUAUCCUUUUUAUUUCCCGUUACCGUACCCAUAUGCUAAUAAUGGAAAUAAACGAGCCUGUAACACUCCAGGGUGUAAUACAAAUAAUAGAGUUCAACCAAGCGAAGUUAAGAUUUCGGUUCCAACUGCCACAAAAUCUGGAUAUACCCACAUAACACUCGAUACCAAAAAUCCCAAUAGAUAUGGUUCUCAAUGCAAUAAACCGGUCAAUCCAACAAACACUAAUAUAGAUGUUUAUGUACAACUCGGUAAGACAAAUAAGAACAAUAAAAAUGAACCUGAAGCUGAAAGCGAAGCAUCUGCAACUAAGAGUAAAAAUGGUAAAGAAAUGAAGUCCAUAGUCAUAGCAAAAUAUUCACAGAGCAAGCUCAAAGUUAACGUUCACGUUAGAGAACCUUAUUAUAAUGAAAAUAAUGACGGAAAUAAACCAGAAGUGACUGGUGUCGGUUAUGCCACAGAUGAGGACGGUGAAGCAAGAGCUGUGGCCGAUGCUGAAGUUGAAGAUACCAACUAUCCAGCUAAAGAAGACUAUGCUGCAAAUGAAGAAGACGGUGCCAACGACCAAGCUAAAGAAGGCGGUGCCAACGACCAAGCUGAAGAAGGCGGUGCCAACGACCAAGCUGAAGAAGGCGGUGCCAACGACCAAGCUGAAGAAGGCGGUGCCAACGACCAAGCUGAAGAAGGCGGUGCCAACGACCAAGCUGAAGAAGGCGGUGCCAACGACCAAGCUGAAGAAGGCGGUGCCAACGACCAAGCUGAAGAAGGCGGUGCCAACGACCAAGCUGAAGAAGGCGGUGCCAACGACCAAGCUGAAGAAGGCGGUGCCAACGACCAAGCUGAAGAAGGCGGUGCCAACGACCAAGCUGAAGAAGGCGGUGCCAACGACCAAGCUGAAGAAGGCGGUGCCAACGACCAAGCUGAAGAAGGCGGUGCCAACGACCAAGCUGAAGAAGGCGAUGCCAACGACCAAGCUGAAGAAGGCGGUGCCAACGACCAAGCUGAAGAAGGCGGUGCCAACGACCAAGCUGAAGAAGGCGGUGCCAACGACCAAGCUGAAGAAGGCGGUGCCAACGACCAAGCUGAAGAAGGCGGUGCCAACGACCAAGCUGAAGAAGGCGGUGCCAACGACCAAGCUGAAGAAGGCGGUGCCAACGACCAAGCUGAAGAAGGCGGUGCCAACGACCAAGCUGAAGAAGGCGGUGCCAACGACCAAGCUGAAGAAGGCGGUGCCAACGACCAAGCUGAAGAAGGCGGUGCCAACGACCAAGCUGAAGAAGGCGGUGCCAACGACCAAGCUGAAGAAGGCGGUGCCAACGACCAAGCUGAAGAAGGCGGUGCCAACGACCAAGCUGAAGAAGGCGGUGCCAACGACCAAGCUGAAGAAGGCGGUGCCAACGACCAAGCUGAAGAAGGCGGUGCCAACGACCAAGCUGAAGAAGGCGGUGCCAACGACCAAGCUGAAGAAGGCGGUGCCAACGACCAAGCUAAAGAAGGCGGUGCCAGAAAUGGUAACCGCGGCCAAGCUAACCGGCCAAAUGAUGAUUGA